AUGGCGGGUGACGUCCUCAAACAGCAAGGGGAGUCCUACCUACAGCGCGGUCGCCUCUAUGUGUCCAACCUUGGCUUCCUCUCCGGUGGGACCAUGCACUACCACUUUAGCAUCACCCCCGGCUAUGUACAGCGCAAACUGCUCAUGCUGCUGGCUCCCUUCCUGCGGCGCUGGACCUACGCACGCAGCCCGGAGCACAUCUCCGGUGGCCACAAGUACCUCCCUCCCCGCCAGGACGUGAAUGCGCCCGACCUUUACAUCCCCUUCAUGGCGCUGUGGACGUACUGCAUGCUGGUCGGCAUCGGCCUGCUGGCCCGCGGCGGCUUCCGACCCGAGGCGGUGUACAACGCCGUGACCUCCGCUCUGGUGGCCUGGGGCCUGCACACCCUGGUCCUACGCGCCAUGCUGUGGUCGCUGGGCGCUGGGGCCGCGGCUCCCGCCCUGGAGCUGGCCGCGUACGCGGGGUACCCCUGGGUGGGGGCCUGCGCCACGCUGGCUGCCACCCUGCUGCGGAACCGCGUCGCCUACCACGUGGUCUGGGUGUACGCCUCCUUCGCCGCCGCGGUGUUCCUGGUGCGCACCAUGAAGCGCGUCAUCCUGCAGGAGUCGCGGACGUACAACCCCGACUCCAAGACGCACAACUACGUGCUGCUGGGGCUGGGUCUCCUGCAGUUCCCACUCAUGGCUUGGCUGGGACGAUUGCCGCGUGCCUGA
Molecule: messenger RNA, 714 nt
Organism: Auxenochlorella protothecoides
Lineage: Eukaryota; Viridiplantae; Chlorophyta; Trebouxiophyceae; Chlorellales; Chlorellaceae
Product: Protein transport protein yif1
Exons: 5
Coding region: 1-714 (237 amino acids)
Biological process (GO): endoplasmic reticulum to Golgi vesicle-mediated transport
Cellular component (GO): endoplasmic reticulum membrane; Golgi membrane; COPII-coated ER to Golgi transport vesicle
Source: RefSeq, a predicted model, not a curated record